This is a messenger RNA of Periophthalmus magnuspinnatus, 4158 nucleotides long. Its product is annotated as metabotropic glutamate receptor 7-like. Gene Ontology annotation, cellular component: membrane. Gene Ontology annotation, biological process: G protein-coupled glutamate receptor signaling pathway; regulation of synaptic transmission, glutamatergic. Gene Ontology annotation, molecular function: group III metabotropic glutamate receptor activity. NCBI's taxonomy places the organism in Eukaryota, Metazoa, Chordata, Actinopteri, Gobiiformes, Gobiidae. The record is from RefSeq and is a predicted model, not a curated record. The transcript is spliced from 10 exons. The coding region runs from base 532 to 3243 and encodes 903 amino acids.
GCGGCUCACUCACAGACACCAACCGAAAUAAUUAGCUGGAUCUCUUAUUGGGAUGUAUUUCGUGCUUUUACUUUUCUAAUUUCAUUUUGGAGAUGCUCUGCGUCGUAGGAGAGAGAUGGACGGUCCACACCGUGCCCCGGUGUAGUUGGGCUGAACAAGAGGAAUGUCCCCGACUUCUGCCGGUCUCCAAAUCUAACAUACAUCGAAUGUAGUCCUCCUUUUGCCCCGGCUCAUCUACAUCAUUUGUUCGCUUCCCUUUGUCUAUAUUUGUACUUCUCGCGUAAAGCUGCCUGUGCGCUUUCCUGCUCCAGCUUUUGAGAUUGUGUUAGUUUUGACUAAUGGAUGUGGCAUGUGAUGGAAGAGAAUCCCCGUCCUCACUAUUCAACAAGCUGCGGCUCUUACUCCAUGAGCUCUCUCAAUCUUUCUUAGCCGUGCUUGUCGACUCUCCUCUUCGGUGACGAGAAUGGACUCGUUUUCUCCAUACUAAGACGCUUUUUUUUCUUAAGUCCGUCUUCUUUGUUCAAAGCAACAAUGGCUCGAUAUUUAAGGCUCAUUUGGGUAGCAUUUUGCCUUGUGGAAAUGUUUUUGGACGCUUUGGCACAGGAGACUUACGCGCCCCACUCAAUACGGACAGAUGGGCAUCUGACGCUCGGCGGGCUCUUCCCCGUGCACGCGAGGGGGGCUGAUGGCAUCUCUUGUGGGGACCUAAAGAAAGAGAAUGGAAUCCAACGUCUCGAGGCAAUGAUGUAUGCCUUAGACCAGAUAAACCAGGACGAUCAACUAUUGCCCAAUAUCACCCUUGGCGCACGGGUUCUGGACACUUGUUCCCGGGAUACAUACGCGUUGGAGCAGUCAUUAACUUUUGUCCAAGCCCUGAUCACGAAAGACACUUCUGAUGUUCGGUGCACAAACGGAGAGCCACCGGUUUUUGUGAAACCAGAAAAAGUAGUGGGAGUCAUUGGAGCAUCAGCGAGUUCUGUAUCGAUCAUGGUCGCCAACAUCCUACGCCUCUUUCAGAUCCCUCAGAUAAGCUACGCCUCCACAGCUCCAGAGUUGAGUGAUGACCGGCGGUAUGACUUCUUCUCUCGUGUGGUUCCUCCGGACUCGUUCCAGGCCCAGGCCAUGGUGGACAUCAUCAGGUCCAUGGGCUGGACCUACGUCUCCACCAUUGCCUCUGAGGGGAGCUAUGGAGAAAGGGGAGUGGAGGCCUUCACACAGCUGUCCAAGGAAGCAGGUGGGAUCUGCAUCGCCCAGUCUCUGAAAAUCCCCCACAACCCAAAGCUGGAGGAUUAUGACAAAGGCGUCCAACAGUUACUGGAGUCGCAGCACGCACGAGCCGUCAUCAUCUUUGCCAGUGACGAGGACAUACGGGGGAUUCUCAAUGCGACCAAACGGGCCAAUCAGGUGGGACACUUCCUGUGGAUUGGCUCUGACAGCUGGGGAGCUAAGAGCAGCCCAAUUCACCAACUCGAAGACGUCGCUACGGGAGCUAUCACCAUCUUACCCAAACGCUCUUCCAUUAGAGGUUUUGAUGAAUACUUUACUGGCCUGACGCUUGAGAACAAUAGAAGAAAUGUAUGGUUCGCAGAGUUUUGGGAGGAAAACUUCAACUGUCGACUCCUAAGUGCUUCAAAGAAAGAGGAUACGAGUCGGAAAUGCACAGGUCAGGAACGCAUAGGGAUCGACUCUAAGUACGAGCAGGAGGGGAAGGUACAGUUUGUGAUUGACGCGGUGUACGCCAUGGCCCACGCACUUCACGACAUGCACCGAGACCUGUGCCCGGACCACCCCUCUGUCUGCCCACAGAUGGAGGCAGCGGAAGGGAAGACUCUGCUUAAGUACAUCCGCAACGCCAGCUUCAAUGGAAGUGCAAACACCUCGGUCGUGUUUAACAAGAACGGAGACGCCCCAGGACGCUACGACCUUUUCCAGUUCCAGAUGACCAACUCGUCUGGGCCAGAGUACAAGGUGGUGGGACAAUGGGUGGAGACGUUGCAGCUAAGGGUGGAGGAGCUCCAGUGGCCCGAUGGGGAUUUGGAUGUGCCCCUCUCUGUGUGCAGCCUGCCCUGUAAGACUGGGGAGAGGAAGAAGAAGGUGAAGGGCAAACCCUGCUGCUGGCAUUGCGAGCUGUGUGACGGCUACCAGUACCAGUUUGAUGAGACCUCCUGCCGCCUCUGCUCUUACAAUAUGAGACCCAACCCCAACCGGACUGCCUGUCAGCCCAUCCCAAUCAUCAAACUCGAAUGGCACUCUCCCUGGGCGAUCAUCCCCGUCUUCCUUGCUAUGCUUGGGAUAAUCGCUACUAUUUUUGUCAUGGCCACAUUUGUGCGGUACAAUGACACGCCUAUAGUGAGGGCGUCUGGGCGCGAGCUAAGCUAUGUGCUGCUAACGGGUAUCUUCUUGUGCUACAUCAUCACUUUCCUCAUGAUUGCGAAACCAGAUGUUGGCGUGUGUGCGUUUAGAAGGAUCUUUUUGGGGUUGGGGAUGUGCAUAAGUUACGCUGCUCUGCUCACCAAAACGAAUCGUAUCUAUAGAAUUUUUGAACAGGGAAAGCAGACAGUUACAGCUCCAAGAUUUAUUAGCCCUACGUCCCAAAUUGCCAUCACUUCUAGCCUAAUAUGUGUGCAACUUUUAGGCGUCCUGGUAUGGUUUGCAGUGGACCCUCCCAACACUAUUAUAGACUAUGACGAACAGAAAACUAUAAACCCAAUGCUGGCUCGCGGUGUACUCAAAUGUGACAUCACAGACCUCCAGAUCAUCUGCUCUUUAGGCUACAGCAUUCUGCUAAUGGUCACAUGCACCAUAUACGCCAUCAAGACCAGGGAUGUACCAGAAGACUUCAAUGAGGCAAAACCCAUUGGAUUCACCAUGUACACCACCUGCAUCGUCUGGCUGGCAUUCAUCCCCAUUUUCUUCGGCACAGCUCAGUCUGCAGAGAAGCUCUACAUCCAGACCACGACCCUGACCAUUUCCAUGAACCUGAGUGCCUCAGUCGCACUGGGCAUGCUCUAUAUGCCCAAAGUGUACAUCAUCAUCUUCCACCCGGAGCUUAACGUGCAGAAGAGGAAACGCAGCUUCAAAGCCGUGGUCACCGCAGCAACCAUGUCCUCACGCCUCUCCCAAAAACCCAGUGAGAGGCCCAACGGAGAGGCCAAGACCGAGCUGUGUGAGAACCCGCCCGUUGACCCCAUGAGUCAAGCAACCAAAAAGACAUAUGUGAGCUACAAUAACCUCAGGAUCUGACCUGCUUGAAUGACAAUGGGAGGAGUGUUGGUGACGUCCCAGCUUAGGCACCUCUGCUCCACACUGGUCCUCACAAGGCUGGACAACAGACGUGUGGUUUUGGAUCUAACAGUUUCAACUUGUGGAACCAGAUGCAGACCUCCUGACCUCUUCCAGGGGGCACACUCAGAGCUGCAAAAAAGAGACAGCAAAUCAACUCCAAAAUAUGUUUUUCUUUAUUUAAAACAUCAUUAUUGAAGCCAUAUUAUCUUGGGGUUCCCAUCCUCCACUUUUGUUUUGUAAAUGUGUGCUUUAUUCUGUGCCUCAUUUAACAGCAUCUUCUGCCACAUAAUGACAUUAUUUUUUCUUUUACAAAUCAAUCCCAAAUUGUCGAUUACUUUUAAAGGACAAGUAUUAUAUAUUUUUUGUAAAUAUUUGAGAGUAUUUUCAUGUUUGGAGUACAAAAAUAUCCAGCUACUGAUGGGCUGGAUGUGGAUGGUCAAUGACAGCACCACAAAGUGUUCACUUUGCAUGUGCCAAUGUAUGUCUGUUCUACUCGAUGUUACAAAAAAUGGAGAAAUAAAAUUUGAGAUGAUCUUGAGCUUCAAUAUCCCUUCGCAGUUCCUUUACCAGAAUCACAACCCUAAUUCAGAGAAAAAGUAGGAACACUGUGAAAAAUCGCACCAUACUUCAAAGAAAUAGAUUAUUUAAAAAAAAAACAUGAUUGAAUGAUUUUUAUAAGAUUUGAAGAUUGUGUUCUUCUCAAAGUUUUCUGAAUUGUGGUUGUAUAAAAUGACUGAAUACUGCUUCAAACCAUGUGUUCCAACUGAUUCCUUGUAUCUGCAGCAUGUUUGUUUUUAUAGUUUGGUACUGGGUAUAAUAAUAUGCCUCCUAAUUAUGGUGUUGGACGAGUUCAUAUCAGAGCAAUCAUGCAAG